UCAGAGGCUGUCCACGUUUUAUUUCCAAAUCGCUGAACAUCGUUUAACUCUAACAGCUGUCGAAAUGUUUGGAUAAGUCCGGACCAGUCGGGGAGGUUGGAGGUCUACUUUGCGGGGUUUCAGGUGUUCCCAGAAUGAAACACUGACAGAUCCUGAAGGUUUCUGGGCUCGCCUCGGUGCUCACCUUUACUUCCAGCCUCGCUGACUCUCUUCUUUUCCCCCAGCCGGUCGCAUCCCUCCAUCAAAGGAAUGAGCGCGGAGGAGCAGGACCGGCUGCGCUCCCUCUUCCACACCUACGACGUGGACAACUCCGGCCGGAUCGAGAGAAAUGAGUUUCUCACCAUCUGCGCGGAGCUGCAGGUGUCCGCGGGCGAGGCCGAGCGGAUAUUCAACCGGCUGGACGCGGACGGCGACGGGACCGUCACCCUGCUGGAGUUCAUCAGCGGCUUCCACGACCGCUACGGAGAGCUGACGGAGUCGGACGGGGGGGACGUGUCUGCCGGCUGGGAGAACUUCAAGAGGAAACUGGGCGAGCAAGCCAAGUUCAUCCCCAGGAAUGAACAAGCAGCCACGUUGUACCAGAACAUCAGCCUGACUGAGCCCAGACUGAUACCCCAGCUCGAGAAAGUCAUCAUAAACUUCACCAAAGAGAUCAAACAGCAGAACUCAGAGAUGGAGAACCUGGCCCUCGCUAUCAGACGAGCGCAGGACCAAGCAUCAAUGCAGCUCAGCGAAAUGGACGAGGAGAUGGAGCAACGCAUUCAUGCCGCGGAGAGGAAAACACGAGAGCAGGAGAAGAAGAAAGCAGAAGCCGCGCUGAGUGAGUUACGAAGAAGCUACGAAACUGAAGUGUGUGAGCUGCAGUGUAAGAUCCAGAGGAUGCAGAUGAUAGAGGAGAAGUACAAGAACAUCACCGUGAAGGACGAGAGCCCAGCUUUGAAGAAGAAGAUCAACGAGCUGACGCUGGAGAACCAGCGGUUAAAACAGGAUCUGAUGAAGUCUCAGACCAAAGUGGCCUGUCUGCACAGUGAGAUGGACUCGCUGAAGACAGAGCUAACGGAUCAGAGCAUCAGCUCGGAACGAGACGAGGAGCUCAUGAAACACUUCUCUGAUGAGCGAGACAUCCUGGAGAGCCAGAUCGAGAUCCUGCAGACAGCCAACAGAAAGCUCCAUGACAGCAACGAUGGCUUGAGGGCUGCUCUGGAGAGGAUCACCAGGUCUGGUAAUGGUGGCACACCAGGAGAAAUAAAGGACAGAAGCAGAAGUAAAAGCAUCUGCUACACGUCACCUUAUGCAUUAAUGGAUAGGUUCUGCCAGCGUAUGGAUGACUUCCCUCCAUACAGCCGCCGGCCCAGCUGCGACACUCUGGCCUUGGCCAUGUGUGACCCAGGCCUGAGGCGCAGACACAGCAGCGAGUGCGAGGAGGACAGCCUGCCUGAGAUCUACAUGGACAGCGGCCUGUCCACUCUCAGAGGUUCACAUGGAGGCUACGACUCAGAGCAAGAGGUCAAAGGUCAAGAAGAGGAGGAGGAAGAGAAGAAGAAAAGGGAGGAUGACAACAAUGAUAGCAUGAUGGGAGAAAACUCUGACACUGAGCCAGCAGAGACGCAGGACGGCGAAUCAGCAUUCGGGUCAGACAGCAGCUCAGUUUUGGACUGGAAGCCAUCUGAAUCUAUUAGUGUGACCAAGCCCCCUGCCCCAACUACAAGAAAAGCCCUCAGUGCCAUCAGUGUUCAGAAGGAGGACAAGGACAGUGACCUGGGCUACAUGACGUCAGAGAAGGCCUACAGGAUCGUGCUGGCUGGCGAUGCCGCCGUGGGAAAGUCCAGCUUCCUGCUUCGCCUCUGCAAGAAUGAAUUCAAAUUAAACUCCAGCGCCACACUGGGAGUGGAUUUCCAGAUGAAGACACUCGUCGUGGAUGGAGAGCCUGUUUUGCUACAACUGUGGGACACAGCAGGACAAGAGAGGUUUCGCAGCAUUGCAAAGUCUUAUUUCCGGCGGGCGGACGGCGUGCUGCUGCUGUACGACGUCACCUGUGAGAGGAGCUUCCUGAACGUCAGAGAGUGGGUGGACAUGAUCGAGGAUGUGUCCCAGGAGGAUAUUCCCAUCAUGCUCGUGGGUAAUAAGUGUGAUCUUAGACAAGAUGGAGUUAACUCUGUUCCUACCAGCUAUGGCGAAAAGCUGGCCAUGACAUACAACACUCUGUUCUGUGAAACUAGUGCCAAAGAUGGUGCCAACAUCCUGGAGGCAGUGCUACACCUGGCCAGGCAGGUAACAAAACAGGCGACUUUUGAUGAAAAAACUCACUGUCAGUCGCUGCCCAGCUUAGAUGCUCCCAGAAAAAAGCCAAACUUCUCCUGCUGCAACUGAUCAAACUCAUCAGAGCUGGGCCUCCACAUCUGACUCAAUGUGAACUCAGCACAGGUGGGAAAAGGACUACAAACGCAGAACUGAGAUAGAAUCUCUGCAGCAACGGGAACAAAUCAUCAUUGAGAAUAACCAAGACGAUUUUUCCAGGUUAUUUAAACAUGAUGCAUUAAGCUGCAUUUCAGACUCAGCUUGAAGUCUUGCUGUAUUUCAUGAAUUUGAGAAAGUCUGUCUAAACUUGCCAUGUGAAAGGAAUGUUCAUUUUUUUUAUUAUACAAUUACACUUAUUUGCACUUACACUUAUUUGGUAUGAUUUGUACAGUUUGUUCAGACUGGCACAGCUAUGUUAUGAAGAUACUCCAGAGUAGACAGCUGUGAAAGUAAAAUGUGAGAGGAGUUAAAAGUGAAGUAUAGAAGCAUGUUAAAGUGACAUUAAUGACACAUAACUGCACGUGAUAGAGGAGGCACAGGGUUCGAUUAUUGUAAUGUAAGAAAGACAAACACGAAUAGAUUCUUAUCCGGUUAUGCAGUUAACUGUGGAAGGUAGAUUUGUACUUCUGAGCUCAGUUAUCAUCAGUGAAAGUGCUGGUUUGAAAUGACAUUUACAGCAUGAUGGUGGCCUGAAAGGAAACAGUUUUUUGUUUGCACCACCAGAAACUCAAACUGUAUUGCAAGUGAACUGCUUUGUUGGAGACGCUGAGAAUUAUGGGAAACUGCUCCAAUGCUCCAUGCUCGUCUUUGCUCGUAUACGAUGAACCCUGGUGCAAUGUAUGAUUGUAUCAGACUUUAUGCUAAUGUCACGACCCACCAUCUUUAUUGUUUUACCUGACAGUGUUAACAUUUCUUUUCAUUUGACCUCCCACUGAGGAUGACUUUGUGUUAUAAAAUGUAUUUUGGAGCCGAGCAUACUUCAGUUUGCUCGAACGCCUGCUGUAACUUCAUUAUCUGGAAUGAGUAAUGAAAAUGAGGUAAGCAUAAAAGAGAGGUGACAGGAAGCAGAGCCCUUAUCUUUAUCCCUCAGAUAAAGUGACUGUGUUUAAAUGUGCACAUGUGACCUUGAGUAUGUCUGAUUAAUAUUUCUUAAUAAUAAUGCCAUAUUAUCCAUAUUAUCAGCCUGCUGGAGGGCAGUGUACAAAGGUGUCAGUAUGCUUCAAAUGAAAUGCUUGCUGGAUUAUCAAGCAGCAUCUGAAAACCCUCUGUCAGUCAGACAGUUUUUCAUCUCCAAACUUCAUUUAUUGAAUUUCAAAACAAAUAGCAGAAAAAAGCAGCUUGUUAAGCUUUAAUUCAGAUUUUGAAUGGAUAAAAAACAGAAAGGGAAUAGCAGAAAGAAACAAAAACAAAAUACACAUGUAAAAAAAGGGGUUUUGACACCAAUAAACACUUCUGUCUCAAGAUGCGUUCAGAUGCCACUCUGUAGAAAAUAGUCCAUUUGAAGCAGAUUGAGUCCUUCAGCCACAUGGGUUACACUCCUGGUUGUGUUUGACUCUCGGUGUCAGACUGUGCCCUUAAUUUUGAGUUAUCUUUGAGUUAUCUGAAUGUGCAUGUAGCAUGGAAACUGUUUCUUUCCACAUAGAUUGAACUUCUUUUGCAUAAAUUUCUUUGCUAAUGUCAUAAGAGGUGCAACUGCAAAGUCGCUGUCUUUGCGGCAAAGGUCUCUCUGCAUCUGUGUUAAAGUCUUUUUGUCAAUAAAAAUGUAAUGUGAAUGCCACAACAUCACAUGAAAACGAAUUAUGUACAAUAUGCAAUACUUCUUGAUAUUUUAACCACAUUUAUCAUCAAAAGCAAAAGUGCACAUCAUGCUGAAUGGUUAGAUUUUUAUGUACUGGAUGUAUCAUGUAUCAUUUUGUGGGAUUAUGCAACCCAUGAUUCCAAACAAAUUGGGACUCUUACUGAUUAAUUAGCACAUGCAGAUUUUAAAUUUUGUAUCUUAAGAUAGA
This is a messenger RNA of Chelmon rostratus (copperband butterflyfish), 4304 nucleotides long. It is a transcript of the gene rasef, whose product is annotated as RAS and EF-hand domain containing. The record is from RefSeq and is a predicted model, not a curated record. The transcript has 17 exons. Lineage: Eukaryota; Metazoa; Chordata; Actinopteri; Chaetodontiformes; Chaetodontidae. The coding region runs from base 250 to 2370 and encodes 706 amino acids. Gene Ontology annotation, molecular function: calcium ion binding; GTPase activity; GTP binding.